Molecule: messenger RNA, 1824 nt
Organism: Gastrolobium bilobum
Lineage: Eukaryota; Viridiplantae; Streptophyta; Magnoliopsida; Fabales; Fabaceae
Exons: 10
Coding region: 52-1683 (543 amino acids)
Cellular component (GO): plastoglobule; plasma membrane
Source: RefSeq, a predicted model, not a curated record
UAGCCACAAAAUAAAAAACUGCAUUUUCUCUUGUCUCAACUGUGAGAAUCCAUGGCGGUUUCAGGGUUGAGAAGUGGUGGUUUACCGUUGUUCCACUUCCCUCAUCAUCACCAUCUUCGUUUCUCACAAUCACCUCCUUCCUUUGCAAAGCUCAACGUUCUUCACUCCAAGUCAAAGGGUUUCACUCUCUUUGCUCGCUAUGCUCAAGCUCAGGACAUUUUCUCCUCUCGUCGGUUACAAGAUAGCAUUGAAAACUUGCCCAAGCUUGUGGAAGACAUUGUGCAGACAUCCAUAAACACAGGUCCUAGGGGUGUCCUUAGGUUGGCUCAAGGUGUUCAAGCCUUCAUUGGGGUUGGUCAAGAGUGGUUAACUGAUGUGUCAAAGUCAACAAAUUCAGCUACUGGGUUGCCCACUGAAAUGCAGCUUGGUUUACUCUCCCCCAUUUAUUUGAGGAGGUUGUUUGAACGCAUGGGGGCAACCUAUGUCAAAUUAGGUCAGUUUAUAGCAUCAGCACCGACACUGUUUCCACCUGAGUAUGUACAAGAAUUCCAGAAUUGUUUUGAUAGAGUUCCUCCAGUUCCUUUUGAGGAAAUUCAAUCUAUAUUGCGUAAGGAACUAGGAAGACCAAUAGAAAGUGUUUACGAAUAUGUGGACCCAACACCCAUUGCUUCUGCCUCUAUAGCACAGGUUCAUGGUGCAAGGCUAAAAGGCUCCCAGGAGGAUGUGGUUAUAAAGGUCUUAAAACCAGGAAUAGAGGACAUAUUAGUGGCAGAUCUUAAUUUUGUUUACGUUGUUGCUCGGAUAUUGGAAUUUUUGAAUCCUGAAAUCAGCCGGACAUCACUGGUUGGUAUUGUCAAAGACAUACGGGAGUCUAUGCUUGAAGAAGUUGACUUUUGUAAGGAGGCUGCGAAUAUUGAGGCUUUCAGGAGAUAUUUAGAAGCAAUGGGACUCACAAGGGAUGCAACAGCUCCAAAAGUGUAUCCAUACUGCAGCACACGGCAAGUUUUAACUAUGCAAAGACUGUAUGGAGUUCCCCUUACUGACCUAGACUCCAUAAGUUCAUUAGUUUCUAAUCCAGAAGCCAGCCUCAUAACUGCUCUCAAUGUGUGGUUUGGAAGUUUGCUUGCAUGUGAAUCUUUUCAUGCCGAUGUACAUGCAGGAAAUCUGUGGCUUCUACGUGAUGGCCGUAUUGGAUUUCUUGACUUUGGAAUUGUUGGUCGUAUAUCCCCCAAAACAUGGGCUGCUAUGGAAGUCUUCUUAGGAUCAAUUGGCAUUGAAGAUUAUGACUCAAUGGCAUCUGCCUUAAUUGAAAUGGGUGCAACAAACCAGGAUGUUAAUGCUAAGGCCUUUGCCAUGGAUUUGGAAAAAGUAUUCUCAUCAAUUAAGGAGUUGGACACUGAAAUAGUUGUAGCAACAGCUAGUGGAACAGCCACAAAUGCAACUGCUGUCUCUGCUAAUAUAGUUGUUGAUGAGAGGCAGAUGAAUGCACUCUUUCUUGAUGUGGUUCGGGUUAGUGAAUCGUAUGGAUUAAAGUUUCCUAGAGAAUUUGCACUUCUCCUGAAGCAGCUCUUGUACUUUGACCGGUACACACGGUUGUUGGCUCCCAAUAUGAACAUGCUUCGGGAUCAGAGGAUUUCCAUUGCCUCCAAUAGAAGAAGCAGGAGGUAUAGAGACAGUUUUUAAAGAGACGUUACACAAAAUAUAGAUGUACCAAUUUCAGUUCAAAAGAUUUUAUCUGUGUUGUUACUAUCGUAUAUAAAUAAAUAAAGUAAUCCAUUGUUGUUACUUUGAUUUGAUAAGGACAUUCGAUUGUAAGUUUUUGAC